AUGAGUGUGACGAGUUUGUUUUCCUUCACAAGUCCAGCCGUGAAGAGACUUCUUGGGUGGAAACAGUGUGACGAAGAAGAAAAAUGGUCAGAGAAGGCUGUUGCUGCGUUGGUGAAGAAACUGAAGAAGAAGAAGGGAGCCAUGGAGGAGCUGGAGAAGGCCCUGAGCUGCCCCGGGCAGCCCAGCCACUGUGUCACCAUCCCCCGCCCGCUGGACGGCAGGCUGCAGGUCUCCAACCGGAAGGCCCUGCCUCACGUCAUCUACUGCCGCGUGUGGCGCUGGCCGGAUCUUCAGAGCCACCAUGAGCUGAGGCCCCUGGAGUGCUGCAGGUUCCCCUUCGGCUUCACGCAGAAGGAAGUCUGCAUCAAUCCCUACCACUACCAGCGCGUAGAAAGCCCUGUUCUUCCUCCAGUGCUGGUUCCAAGACACAGUGAAUACAGUCCUCAGCACAGCCUCCUAGCUCAGUUCCGGAACUUGGGACAGGAGGAGCCUCACAUGCCACUCAAUGCCACCUUUCCAGAUUCUUUCCAGCAGCCUACCAGCCACCCGUUCCUGCAUUCUCCCAUCAGCAGCUACCCAGAUUCUCCUGGAAGCAACUGCAGCACCUAUCACUCUCCAACCAGCUCAGACCCAGGCGGCCUUUAUCAGAUGCCAGCUGAUACUCCCCCACCUGCUUACGUGCCUCGUGAGGACCCUGUGACCCAGGAUGGCUCUCAGCCAAUGGACACAAAUAUGAUAGUGCCUUCACUGUGUUCAGAAGUCAACAGAGGAGAUGUUCAGGCAGUUGCUUAUGAGGAACCAAAACACUGGUGCUCCAUUGUCUACUAUGAGCUCAACAGUCGUGUGGGAGAAGCCUUCCAUGCCUCCUCCACAAGCGUGUUGGUGGAUGGCUUCACUGAUCCUUCCCACAGUGAGAACCGCUUCUGCCUUGGGCAGCUCUCCAGUGUUAGACGGAAUCCCACUAUUGAAAAGACCAGGCGGCACAUUGGAAAAGGAGUGCACCUUUACUAUGUUGGAGGGGAGGUGUACGCCGAGUGCCUCAGCGACAGUAGUAUCUUCGUGCAAAGUCGGAACUGCAACUACCAUCACGGAUUCCACCCCACGACUGUCUGCAAGAUUCCCAGUGGGUGCAGCUUGAAGAUUUUUAACAACCAGGAAUUUGCUCAGUUGCUGGCACAGUCUGUGAACCAUGGUUUCAAGACCGUCUAUGAGCUCACAAAAGUAUGCCUUAUACGCUUGAGCUUUGUGAAGGGCUGGGGAGCAGAAUACCAGCGCCAGGAUGUCACUAGCACCCCCUGCUGGAUUGAGAUACAUCUGCAUGGUCCCCUGCGGUGGCUGGAUCAAGUUCUCACCCAGAUGGGUUCACCUCAUAGUCCUAUUUCAUCAGUGUCUUAA
Sciurus carolinensis (gray squirrel) is the source of this 1395-nucleotide messenger RNA. Its product is annotated as mothers against decapentaplegic homolog 1-like. Bases 1 to 1395 code for a protein of 464 amino acids. The transcript is spliced from 6 exons. Gene Ontology annotation, biological process: cell differentiation; BMP signaling pathway; transforming growth factor beta receptor signaling pathway. Gene Ontology annotation, cellular component: heteromeric SMAD protein complex. The record is from RefSeq and is a predicted model, not a curated record. Gene Ontology annotation, molecular function: I-SMAD binding; DNA-binding transcription factor activity, RNA polymerase II-specific; RNA polymerase II cis-regulatory region sequence-specific DNA binding. NCBI's taxonomy places the organism in Eukaryota, Metazoa, Chordata, Mammalia, Rodentia, Sciuridae.